This is a messenger RNA of Rhinopithecus roxellana (golden snub-nosed monkey), 4454 nucleotides long. RefSeq names its product netrin G2 (gene NTNG2). The coding region runs from base 1146 to 2492 and encodes 448 amino acids. The transcript has 7 exons. The record is from RefSeq and is a predicted model, not a curated record. NCBI's taxonomy places the organism in Eukaryota, Metazoa, Chordata, Mammalia, Primates, Cercopithecidae.
AGCCCCGAUGGUGAUCGUGAGUGAUGGCAAGAGGAUUUAGCCUCGGCAUUAACUUGGAGCUGAGUGCAGGGGGGCAGUGAAGCGCCCGCCAUCUGGCCCGCGCCGCGCCGGGGGGAUGCCCCGGCUCCCCGACGAGCCGCUGCGAAGCCCACCUGGGCCGGGGGCUGCCCGGCGCCGGAGCGCGGGUCCUCCCCGGGCCGCCCAGGGGGGCCAAAAAGUUUGCACUUGUUAGCGGCGACCUCCCGCUCCGCCCGGGCGGGCGAUGCGGGCGGCGCGGGCGGCCCCCUCCCCCGGCCCGCGUCUCCGGGACGGCUGCGGGCGGCCCCCCCGGCGGCCGGAGGGCUCCCCGGCCCCGAUCUGACGGCGGCGGCGGCCACAGCGGCGGGAGCUGCGCGGGGAAGGAGCAGCGGCUCGCAGCCCUCGGCCCGCGCCCCCACCCAGCGCCAGCCCGAGGGGGGAGGCGCAGCGCCGGAGGGUGGCGGUCCUCGGCCCUCCCGGGUCUCCGCGCCGGGAAGCCGCUCCAAGCCGGGGUGUUGUUGCUAAUGAGCUCUCUCUCUCCUCCCCUCUUACAAUGAAAGACAAGCCAGACCCCAGGUACCUGGAUGGAUUGAGAGCUGAGAUCUCAGAAACUUCAUAAUAAGUUGCCGACGGCUACCAGCCAAGGCUGGAGGGUUGUUUUGCAGUUGUGUUGAGCACGUCACCCAUUAAGAGCCCUUUAAAGACCUGGAUUGAUUGGAAGGACAAAAAUUAAAAGCAAUCUGAUCCGGCCUCAUGCAGGAUCCCUGCGGAUUUUCUCCUUAUCCCAUUUCCAUCCACUGUCACAAUUUGAGAGUCUGCCUGAUUUGAUCAGAUUCACCUCCAGGGGAGGUGUGAUGACAAGGUUAGGAGGACGUGAAGUUGUGGGCAACUUUCUGAUCUGUCCGUCAGCAGUCUGAGAAACGCUGGCUCUGAAUUUUCCGUAUCGGCCUUUUGGAAGCAACAAGUUCCUCGCUGUUCGCAAAGCUUCAAUGCUUGGGUCCCUGGGACACCCGGCCACCCUCGCCUGGUAGAUGUGGCAUUUCCAUGCUGAGGCCACAAGUCCCGCCUGACCCCGUCGCUGCCUCUCCAGGGCUUCUCUGGGCCGCGCCCCUGCGGACUGCGCAGCCAUGCUGCACCUGCUGGCGCUCUUCCUGCACUGCCUCCCUCUGGCCUCUGGGGACUACGACAUCUGCAAAUCCUGGGUGACCACAGAUGAGGGCCCCACCUGGGAGUUCUAUGCCUGCCAGCCCAAGGUGAUGCGCUUGAAGGACUACGUCAAGGUGAAGGUGGAACCCUCGGGCAUCACAUGCGGAGACCCCCCUGAGAGGUUCUGCUCCCAUGAGAAUCCCUACCUGUGCAGCAACGAGUGUGACGCCUCCAACCCGGACCUGGCCCACCCGCCUAGGCUCAUGUUCGACAAGGAAGAGGAGGGCCUGGCCACCUACUGGCAGAGCAUCACCUGGAGCCGCUACCCCAGCCCGCUGGAAGCCAACAUCACCCUUUCGUGGAACAAGACCGUGGAGCUGACCGAUGACGUAGUGAUGACCUUCGAGUACGGCCGGCCCACGGUCAUGGUCCUGGAGAAGUCCCUGGACAACGGGCGCACGUGGCAGCCCUACCAGUUCUACGCCGAGGACUGCAUGGAGGCCUUUGGCAUGUCCGCCCGCCGGGCCCGGGACAUGUCGUCCUCCAGCGCCCACCGCGUGCUCUGCACCGAGGAGUACUCGCGCUGGGCGGGCUCCAAGAAGGAGAAGCACGUGCGCUUCGAGGUGCGGGACCGCUUCGCCAUCUUUGCCGGCCCCGAUCUGCGCAACAUGGACAACCUCUACACGCGGCUGGAGAGCGCCAAGGGCCUCAAGGAGUUCUUCACCCUCACUGACCUGCGCAUGCGGUUGCUGCGCCCGGCGCUGGGCGGCACCUACGUGCAGCGGGAGAACCUCUACAAGUACUUCUACGCCAUCUCCAACAUCGAGGUCAUUGGCAGGUGCAAGUGCAACCUGCACGCCAACCUGUGCUCCAUGCGCGAGGGCAGCCUGCAGUGCGAGUGCGAGCACAACACCACCGGGCCCGACUGUGGCAAGUGCAAGAAGAAUUUCCGCACCCGGUCCUGGCGGGCCGGCUCCUACCUGCCGCUGCCCCACGGCUCUCCCAACGCCUGUGCUGCUGCAGGUUCCUUUGGCAGCAUCAGCAGGUCCCAGAAAGACCCCGGCCCCAAAGGCCCUGUGGCCACUGCGGCCACCACAGCCAUGACAGGGGCCCCCACUGUUCCUGUCCCCUCCACGUCCACUGCCUGGGCCCCCACGGCUCCCAGCACCCCACAGCCCACAGGUGGGUGCCAGGGUACAGUGACCCCUGCCAUCCCACCCUCUGCUGCUUCUAGCCUGGGUCCCCGCCUCUUUUGGGGUGGGGGGGUCGGCAGCCCCGUGCGGGAGAGCAGGAGCUUGGCUCUUAGAAUAGAGACGCUAGAACCCUAGAGCUGGGAGGCCACAGGCCAAAGGGGCUUCCAGGUCACCUGGGUCAACCUGUUCCUGAGCCCAACCAGGGGAUUCAAGGGUCAGUUCAGCUUCCGAAAUCGUCUUCCUCCUGCCCUUCAAGCCAUUGCCUAGAAGGUCUCCCAGACCAGUGUGGCCAGACAGCUGCAGGAACUGGGAGGAAAGGUGCUGGGGGCAGCAAAGCCAUCCUGACAUGCAGCCGAAGACCGGCCUUGUCUCCCAGUGGUGCUUCUGCCUCCACGGUGGCUGGAGCCCCGCCCACACCCUGCCCCCACCUGGCCCCCAGGGCCUCUCUGUCCUUAACCCCUCAGCAGCGCGCCGGUGCGAUGGAUGGAGCAGGGUUAGCCCAGAAAGCAGAUGUCUCUGAUCAGCGGGCAGAGGUAGCCUGUGGAGUUGGGUUUGGCUGCUGGGAAUGUGGGGGCUGCGUGUGUAGUGCAAGGCCAGGCCAGGGCCAGACGUCCUGCCCCCUCAGGGGUCUGCCACAGACAAGCAUGGAAACCUGGUUCUCACUCCCCUCCAAAGGAGGGAUUCACAUACAUUCAAGGCUGGUGGUGCUGGGGUGGGCCUCUGCUCUCACCUGCACUCACCUUGGGAGUGUCCCUGGACUCUGCACACUGCAGGUGUCAGGGGUCUGAAAGGAUUUUUCAUUCCCAGAGGGCUCAGGAAGACAAUGACCAAGGGGAAUUCUUCCUGGUCCCAGCCGGGGAGGGGUGCUCCAAUAACCUGCCAUAUCCUGUCCCCCACCACCCUGCAGGGAGGACCUGGUGGGGACUCCUGACCCCUUGGGUAGUGCCCUGGCCCUCCCUCUCUCUGAUCCAAGAGGACCUGCCCCACUGCUCCUUCCCCCUGGAGGGGUGGCAUUUCUAAAGGGCAGAGUCCUCUCCAUCAGCUCCUGCCUUGGAGUGUUGCUGGGUGGGCACUCAGGCUCCCCAGGCGCGGGCAAAUGCUGAGAGAGAGACUUCCUCCUUCCUAGGCCAUCCAGAGCGGCUCCCCAGGGGGCGGCAUACCCCACUUCUUUCUACAUCCUUCCUUUUCUGCAGGAGGCAUUUACAGGAGGCGGGUAGCCAAAAGAUUGGAGGAUUUCAGGGAAGCCUCCUGACCCAGGAAUCCUCCUUGGAGUGGAGGACGUGGGUCACUCUGAGAAUUCUGGACUUCAGACAUAGGUUGGCCCAGCCACAGGGGACCUGUGCUUGGCUACUGAGCCUGUGGUGGGCAGACAGAAGCAGAAACAGUGAUGGUGGGUGCUGUGCCUGCCUCCAAACAGUGGUCUGGCUGGGAGGCCAGAUACUCUCCAUAUCACAUGUGCAAGUGUACACGUGCACACACACAUGCAUGCACACACACACGCAUGCACACACGUACACACACAUGCACACACACGUGCGCGCACACACACGCACACACAGAGGAACCUUGAAUCCAUUUGCGGAGCUGCUUCUGACUUGGUGCCAGGGCAGCUGUGGGAGGCUGGGCAGAUUGUGCAAAGUUGGGAAUUAAAGAGGAAAAGUCAGAGGCCGGAGUGGGGCCUCUAAUGUGGGGGAGGCGAGGGUCCCCAGGAUCCCCUCGGUGAGCAGAAGGCACACCCUCCCUCUUGGCAAGACAGUGUUGCUCUGCACCCUCAGCCCUGUGUCAAGAAGCAGGACAUUAAGGGAGGAGGUGGCUCCAAUGUGACAGUCAGUGGCCCCCACAGCCCACAUCUAGGGGCUCCUCCCUCCUUUUCAGCAACCGAAGCCCCUGUCCAGAGCCCCCAUUGAUAAAAACGAUCAUUGCAGUUGCUGAGGGUGAGUUCUCCCGGGCUAAAGGCUGUGCUCCUAUCAUCGUAUCAUUAUAUUCUGGGGUCACAGCUCUGUGAGAUGGAGGCUGUUAUUUUCCUAGUUCCACAGGUGAGGGGAUCAAGGCUUAGGAAGAAGCAGCUGGAUUUUGUGAUAUGUAAAUUAUACCUCA